AUUGUAGCUUAGCAACUUUACGGCUGAACAAAUGUUUUUGUAAUAAUGGAUAAUAUUCUAAUUGUUUUAGUGGUUGCUGUAUUUGCGGGGUUACUCCAUGGUCUAGAUGGACACGCGCUGAAACAACCGUUGCAAGGGAGCCCAAAUAGAGGGGGCCAUGUCCCCAGGAUCAUGGGCGGUCAGAACGCGAAAGAGGGCCAGUUCCCAUUCGUGACGGCGGUCACCAUAGACGACAGCUUCUACUGCACCAGCUCGCUGCUGUCUCACAACUGGAUAGUGACCGCCGCCCACUGCACGGAGGAUGUCAGCACGUACGGCUUGAAGCUGGGGAUCACGAACUUCAACGGACACGAGGACGGCGUGGUGACCACGACGUCGAGGAAAAUUGUCAGGAAUCCCCACUACAACACCGUCAACUCCAGCUUCGACAUAGCCUUGAUAAUGCUGGCCUCUCCCGUGACAUACACCUCCAAGAUACAGCCGGUGAAACUUCCCAGUCGCAGCAUGGUGAGCAAUUCUUUAGCCGGGACAGCUGUUAGAGACAUCGGCUGGGGUUACAGCAACGCCUAUCCUAACGACGUGAGUCCAAUUCUCAACUACGUGGACAUAAAAGUGCUUAGCAAUGAAGAAUGCAACAAGUUUUACCCGGGAACAAUGGAUUCAUCUCUCCUAUGUGCUUAUGCGAAGGGGGAUAAAGGCUCUUGCUACGGUGACAGCGGCGGUCCUCUCGUGAUGGACUACACCUCGUCGCCCGUGCUGGUCGGCAUGACGGACUUCGGGCCGGAGAAGUGCACGGACGGACUGCCCACCGGCUUCGCCCGGAUCACCCACCACCUGGACUGGAUCCACUCCACCACGGGCAUCGCCAUCCACAACUGAGGCACACACGGCAACAACACCAGCUUCGCCCGGAUCACCCACCACCUGGACUGGAUCCACUCCACCACGGGCAUCGCCAUCCACAACUGAGGCACACACGGCAACAACACCAGCUUCGCCCGGAUCACCCACCACCUGGACUGGAUCCACUCCACCACGGGCAUCGCCUUCCACAACUGAGGCACACACGGCAACAACACCAGCUUCACCCGGAUCACUCACCACCUGGACUGGAUCCACUCCACCACGGGCAUCGCCAUCCACAGCUGAGGCACUCACGGCAACAACACCAGCUUCACCCGGAUCACCCACCACCUGGACUGGAUCCACUUCACCACGAGCAUCGCCAUCCACAACUGAGGCACACACGGCAACAACACCAGCUUCACCCGGAUCACUCACCACCUGGACUGGAUCCACUCCACCACGGGAAUCGCCAUCCACAACUGAGGCACACACGGCAACAACACCAGCUUCGCCCGGAUCACCCACCACCUGGACUGGAUCCACUCCACCACGGGAAUCGCCAUCCACAACUGAGGCACACACGGCAACAACACCAGCUUCACCCGGAUCACUCACCACCUGGACUGGAUCCACUCCACCACGGGAAUCGCCAUCCACAGCUGAGGCACACACGGCAACAACACCAGCUUCGCCCGGAUCACUCACCACCUGGACUGGAUCCACUCCACCACGGGAAUCGCCAUCCACAACUGAGGCACACACGGCAACAACACCAGCUUCGCCCGGAUCACUCACCACCUGGACUGGAUCCACUCCACCACGGGAAUCGCCAUCCACAACUGAGGCACACACGGCAACAACACCAGCUUCGCCCGGAUCACCCACCACCUGGACUGGAUCCACACCACCACGGGAAUCGCCAUCCACAGCUGAGGCACUCUCGGCAACAACACCAGCUUCGCCCGGAUCACCCACCACCUGGACUGGAUCCACUUCACCAAGGGCAUCGCCAUCCACAGCUGAGGCACACACGGCAACAACACCAGCUUCACCCGGAUCACCCACCACCUGGACUGGAUCCACUCCACCACGGGCAUCGCCAUCCACAGCUGAGGCACACACGGCAACAACACCAGCUUCACCCGGAUCACCCACCACCUGGACUGGAUCCACUCCACCACGGGCAUCGCCAUCCACAGCUGAGGCACACACGGCAACAACACCAGCUUCACCCGGAUCACCCACCACCUGGACUGGAUCCACUCCACCACGGGCAUCGCCAUCCACAGCUGAGGCACACACGGCAACAACACCAGCUUCACCCGGAUCACCCACCACCUGGACUGGAUCCACUCCACCACGGGCAUCGCCAUCCACAGCUGAGGCACACACGGCAACAACACCAGCUUCGCCCGGAUCACUCACCACCUGGACUGGAUCCACUCCACCACGGGCAUCGCCAUCCACAGCUGAGGCACACACGGCAACAACACCAGCUUUGACUGGUGUUUAGUUUUGGGGACAAUAAAACCUUUGCCAUAAAUUAGACCACGUGUGAAAUAAUGUACAUAUACUUAUCAAAGAAAACAUAAUACAUAAAUAAUAAAAUAUAUGCAGAGAACUUUAGAAUUCCAUUGUAUCUCCUCCAAUCUUUCUUUGCCACAAUUUUUUCUGAGUGAUGACGCAGCGAAUACACAACUAGUUCUGCUGGAAACUAGAUUGGUGUCCUUGCGUGACCACCUUGUGCAGCAACGGAGCCAUGAAUGCAGUCAUGGCAAUAACACUUAUUCGAUAACUAGGCAGGCUACAGGCGAUUGGGUAACCAAUUUUUUCCUUGUAUACAAGUGUUUAAGGGUUAUUAAAGGAUUGUCAAUAGCA
Molecule: messenger RNA, 2724 nt
Organism: Bacillus rossius redtenbacheri
Lineage: Eukaryota; Metazoa; Arthropoda; Insecta; Phasmatodea; Bacillidae
Product: brachyurin-like
Exons: 7
Coding region: 46-879 (277 amino acids)
Biological process (GO): proteolysis
Molecular function (GO): serine-type endopeptidase activity
Source: RefSeq, a predicted model, not a curated record